Messenger RNA from Prosopis cineraria, 1071 nucleotides. Its product is annotated as flavanone 3-dioxygenase 3-like. The record is from RefSeq and is a predicted model, not a curated record. NCBI's taxonomy places the organism in Eukaryota, Viridiplantae, Streptophyta, Magnoliopsida, Fabales, Fabaceae. Bases 1 to 1071 code for a protein of 356 amino acids. The transcript has 3 exons.
AUGGAGAAUACUGUGGGAGCAACGCGUGAUUCGUCUUUUACUUGUGUUAUGGAGCUUGAUCGGCAAGGAGUGUCUUCAAUACCUCAACGCUACGUUCUUCCAUCCUCACAACAACCAAACCCUAAUGUUCAGAUCUCCAACACAAUUCCCAUUAUAGACUUAUCUUCCUUGCAGGAUCAGUCUCUUAGAUCUCGAACCUUGCAUGAUAUUCGAGCUGCUUGCCAAGAGCUUGGUGUCUUUCUGGUAAUUAAUCAUGGGAUUGAUCAAUCUAUAAUGGACGAUGCCCUGGAAGCUGCAACAGAGUUCUUUGACUUGCACAGUGAGGAAAAGAUGAAGUUAUACUCUGAAGAUGUUAACAAACCGGUGAGGUACGAUACAAGCUUUAAUCAUGAAAAGGAUAAAAUUCUUUGUUGGAGAGACUUCAUCAAACUCUACUCUCAUCCCCUGUCUGAUUGGAUCCAUUUGUGGCCUUCAAAUCCACCAAAUUACAGGGAGAAAAUGGGAAAAUUUGCAAAGGCCACACUAGUGCUACAAAAGCACCUGAGGGAAACAGUUUUUGAAAGCAUAGGGCUAAACCCUAAUUACUUGGAAGAAGAACUCGACGUCCAAGGCUCCCAAGUCCUGGCUCUAAACUGUUACCCAGCUUGCCCAGAACCAGAACAGACCUUAGGAAUCCUGCCUCAUUCGGAUUUCGGGUUGCUCACAGUGUUGCUCCUGACCGGACCGGGGCUCGAAUUCGAGGACAGUGCCCACAACUGGGCUAGGGUUCCAUUUGUUGAAGGAGCUUUGGUGGUGCAACUGGGAGAUCAAAUGGAAAUAGUAAGUAAUGGACUGUGCAAGAGUGUGAUUCACCGAGUAACUGUGAAUCGUAAAGUGAAGAGGCUCUCUAUCGGAAGCUUUCAUGGCUUUGGAAAAACGUCAAAGGUAGGUCCAGCACCAAAACUUGUGGAUGAUCACAGACCCAAGUUCUACAGCGAGUUCAGCUUUCAGGAAUAUCUCGAUUUCAUAUCUUCCAAGUCCCAUGACAUUUCAGAGGGAAGGUUCAUCGACACCGUCAGAGUGAAGCGCUAG